AUGACUACUGGGGAGACCGGUGCAGGAUGUCUUCCUGGCAGCGAGGAUCUGGUGGAGCGAUAUGACACUCGUUUCACUCGCGAAAAUCGUCCCAAAUUCAUGUUCGAGGAUGGUACUGAUGAGGACACUGAGGAUGAAAAUCUCGGCAUUCAGCCUGUCCGACGUGCCAAGUCCAAGAAUCCUAAUGUCAUCAAGACGACACCUAAAGAAAGCCCCCAAGACUUGCCCCCCACCGUUGCAGAGAGUCCUCAAGACUUGCCUCCAAUUGUUGCAAAGACUCCUCAAGACUUGCCUCCAACUGUUGCAGAGACUCCUCAAGACUUGCCCCCAACCGUUGCAGAGACUCCUCAAGACUUGCCCCCAACCGUUGCAGAGACUCCUCAAGACUUGCCCCCAACCGUUGCAGAAAGUCCUCAAGACUUGGUUCAAGAGAACAAUGAGCCCAUGUCUCAAGAAUCGCCUGAAAACAAUCAAGAUACCAACUCUGGAGACUUUGCGGGUAACGAGAGUUCCGAGAGUGACCAACCUCCUACUCCUGUUGAGCCGCGCCGUUCCCUAAGAACUCUCCAUCGAGAAUCUGCUAUUUGCGAUGAGAUCGACGAAGUUGGCAUUGGUAGCUUUAUCUACCCCUCCUCCCGCAUCAGUGUUCGACUGGUGAAAGCGCACCCUUCCAACUCCCAACACUACUUGGGCCUUCAAUUGUCCAUGCCCCGUUCUGAAGACGUCGGAAGCGGAACCUGGUAUGCAGGCAAUCACCCCGAUAGCUUGGCCACAUCCAACAAGUUCACACUUCUCUCAAGGUACCCCCCUGGUACUGCAGUCAUGGUCUAUCGUACGCACGACAAAGACUUUGAAAAAAUGAAAGGUCUUGUUUCUCACCAUAACGGAAAGAACGAUUUUGCAUUCAUUGCUAUUUGCCUUCCUGAAAACGAGUAUCCAACCAUUGAAGGCGUCGGGCCUUUUAUUCCGCAACAUGCAGAACAUGGUCGUUACCUAGACCAUGACGACUUGGUUGAAGGAAAGGAACGUCUGAGUAGAAUACUUUUCCGACGCGAGCUUAUUCUUGUCACUCGUGUAAAGCAUAUGAAAGAGCUUUUGCCCUUCCUAACUCUUGACAACUUCAACUCAACACCCUUUGACUAUGGCUAUGGGGUUCGAGAGCAUCGAUGGGAUGACAAAGUCUACAAAAAGGUAAUCGAGGCUAACUACGGGAAGCCCUUCCCUACGAUUACCCGUUAUGACAAUUCUGAGCUCCUUGACACGGCGCUGGAGAUGAUGCACGUCCAAGAUGUGUUUGAACAUCGGAGGGACUUGGGUGCCCUGUGCGAGGACCGCCACCCCUACUGGUUCAACACCAAUGCGGAUACCUUAGCUCGCUCCAUCAAAAAGCCAGGCAGUCGAUAUCGCGUUCAUCUCUACUGCCCCGGCUUUGACAAUACAUCCUGGGGUAGUGAGGAGGAGAUACCUAUUUCCAGUAUGGAAAAUCCCACACCAGCGGAGCAGUUCAAUCAAGAUUGCAACGCCGACAAUGAGAAUGUUGAACAGGGAGACUCUAAGUCAUCUCUGGACUCUCAGCACUCCGUCUGGGAUGCGAUCACCCUGCCCUCCACUUCAUCGUACUUGGAAGCUGUCGAUCAGAGUGGGGCCAUCCCUGUAAGCCUGAAGCGGAAGAAUGAGAAGGAUGGAGGCUACAAACCGGAAUUUGCAGAUUCAUAUGCCGACGCCAUGAAACUUCCUCUCUCCAAGAUAGGCACUGCUGCAUUCUUCUGCCACUCAGGCGUCAGAAGUGAGUCACAACGGGUAUCAGCCGUUCAUCGACUACGCCGCGAGGCUCAAACGUGGCCGUUGACCGGUGAUGCCACUACCAGGCAAAAGAUCAGGCAGUUCUUUACCGGAAAAGGCCUAGAUGUUCCACUACCAACUACUCUUGACCUCGAGAGCGACGAAGCUAUCCCGAUGCCAACUGUCCCAACUUUCAAUCUCCUGGGCGUUGAUAUCGACCCAGCUGUUCUUCGACAGUGCCUCGACCUCCUGGACCCGGACGAUAAAGAUCGCUUCCAACAGUAUUUCUCCAAGAUGUUCUUCAGCAUGGCAGUCAUCUCAGCCCCGGCUGGCUCUGGAAAGUCCCAUAUCACUGCGGUGAUUGCCUCCAUUCUUGGGCUCAGUGAAAGCCAUUCUCAGUGCAUCGUUUCCGCUCCUUCGAACAUCGCAUGCGACAAUAUCGAGGAACGAAUCUCUGGCAUGGCUCAAGGACUCGUGGAGAAGUUGUCGCAAGGAGACCCCCAGCUUCGUAUCCCAAUGUCGGUGCGUGGCUUUGCAAUUCACAAGGAGGCUGGGAAGCUCAUGUCGCUGCUCCGUGGCCAUGCUAUCAAAGAAGACAAUGAGCUAGAUCCUUCCCCUUGGAAGUUUCGCCAUUCUCUCUGUUGGUGGACAGCACGCGCUCUUGGUAUUGAACUAGAGGGCGUCGAGCAGCUGGAUGUUGAUAGAGAGAACGAAAACUUGGUCAAGCUUUAUACAGAGCUUCAAAGCCUCGCGGACACUGGUCCCUCAUGCCCCCCAGAUGAGGUCGGUGAAGGCAGCGAAGACGACGAAGACGACGAAGACAUUCCUGAUCCCGAGGUCGAGAUUACGACGAAGAAGACAUUUGAGGACUUCACCGCUCUCGUCCAGAUCGCCCGCAAGACCAUGACUUUCACUGAGUAUGAAGAGAGUCAGAAAGCCCAGGCAAAGAAGGUCGCGCUGCGCAACGAUAUCGGUCGCUUGAUGCGUGAGGUUGUCCGAUGCGCAAACUUUGUGACAGUGACACCGGCUAUGGCAGGUACUCAGCCCUACAAAAGCUUCAACGCCUCGCAUGCCCAGGCGGCCUUGUUCGAUGAGGCGGCGGCCAUGCAUCGGACGGAUGGACUCAUGGUGUAUGGAAACUCUAUGCGGCCCAUCUUCGCUGUCGGAGACGAGAAACAACUCCCCCCAACACUCCUAACAAUGGGGGAAAUGUAUCCGGACGGUACCGCGGUCAACCGCUUCGGGCAGGACGCCAAACUUUCUUGGCUAUCUUGGCUCCUACACCUGAAGAUCCCGGCCUUCCAUCUUUACAAGCAGCACCGAAUGGCACAGGGAAUGUUUGAUUUGUCGCUUCGCCUCACUUAUAGCCAUUUGGAAACUCGGUUCUCGUAUGGUGCGUCGGCUGCGUUAGAGAACUAUCCCUUCGCCAGCGCUAUCCGUGAAUUUCUAGUCGACCACGACGGACUGGAGCUACCCCCGGACACAAUGUCUCCUGUCUUUGUGAACUGCAAGGAAUGCCCUUGCCGCAUUGAUGGCAUCACAAAGUCAAAACACAACCCACGUGCAAUCGCAUGCAUGAUGGAGUGGCUUGAAGACUUUGUCAAGGCGGUUCAGUUCCCCGCCGAUCGCAUCGUCGCCAUCACGCCCUACCGUUCCAACCUAUGGCAUAUUCGUGCUGAAUUGGCCUCCAGCACUCUCCUCAAGGAUGUCCAGGCUGCGACCAUUGAUUCUUAUCAGGGUCGAGAAAACGAUAUGGUAGUCCUGUGCCUUGCGGUGGACAAAAGCACUGGUCCAUGCUUCACUGCCCAACCUCAGAGACUCAACGUUGCUACAAGCCGCCAUAAACUAUUCUUGGUCAUCUUCGGGGAUAUUGAAACAUCGCAGGCGGCCGACACUACCCAGGUGCCCAGCACGUCCCAGUCCAUACAGGCGACUGCUGAAGGUGGAGCAAAGACCCAUAUCAGGUCUGACAUGUUCAACUCUCUCAUCAACUGGUUCAAAGAGAAGAGCCGUGUGGUCCACGUGCAGGGGGAUCCGUCUAUUGACCCUGACGAAGAAUUCCACGGGGAGGGAGAUGCCUUCAUGGCCGUCCCCGCUACGCAAGAGGGCACAGACGAGUGGGGAAACCCCAGGCUGGAGAAUCUUACCCAUGGAUGGAACGUUCCCGACCCAAGCGGUGCUUCCGGCGGAUCUGGAGAGCCCGACCCAAGCGGUGCUGGCAGCGGACCUGAAGAGCCCGACCAAGCGGUGCUGGCAGCGGACCUGGAGAGCCCAAGGCAGAUGGUGCUGGCAGCGAAUGGCCAGGGCCUGACCCACUGGUUGGAGGCUGGUAAUUCCUUUCCUAACGUGUAUGAAUGGUAUGUUCCUCAACCUGGCACUUGA
Messenger RNA from Fusarium fujikuroi IMI 58289, 4164 nucleotides. RefSeq lists its product as uncharacterized. The record is from RefSeq and is a predicted model, not a curated record. The transcript is spliced from 4 exons. The coding region runs from base 1 to 4164 and encodes 1387 amino acids. Lineage: Eukaryota; Fungi; Ascomycota; Sordariomycetes; Hypocreales; Nectriaceae. Gene Ontology annotation, molecular function: 5'-3' DNA helicase activity.